UUUUUUUCCAGUGAAUCCAGCUGUGUGCUACGUCCCAAUCAAGCUCCAUGGCGACCCCCGAGCAUCUCCCCGAGCAGGAAUUCGACUAUGAAGCCCUCCCCUCGAACUACGGUCUCGGCCGGAAUAUGAUGGCUGGCGCCUUCGCGGGAAUAGCAGAACACGCUGUUAUGUACCCGGUGGAUCUGUUGAAGACACGCAUGCAAAUCCUGCAUCCCUCGACCGGUGGGCUCUACACAGGCUUGACCAAUGCGGUCUCGACGAUUUACAGGAUCGAGGGCUGGAGGACACUAUGGAAGGGUGUUUCGAGUGUUAUUGUCGGUGCUGGUCCGGCCCACGCCGUAUACUUCGGUACAUAUGAGGUUGUGAAGGAGAUGGCCGGUGGUAACGUUGACGAUGGUCACCACCCGGUAGCAGCAGCGCUGAGCGGUGCCUGCGCGACCAUCGCCAGCGAUGCUCUGAUGAACCCCUUCGAUGUCAUCAAGCAACGCAUGCAAGUCCACGGCUCCGUACACAAGACCCUCCUCCAAUGCGCCCAGACCGUCUACCGGACGGAAGGUCUCCAGGCGUUCUACGUCUCCUAUCCCACCACCCUCUGCAUGACCGUCCCCUUCACCGCCACUCAAUUCGUCGCCUACGAGUCCCUGUCCAAGGUCAUGAACCCGUCGCAGGAUUACGAUCCGUUCACGCACUGCAUGGCGGGAGGUCUGGCGGGCGCCUUCGCGGCCGGUCUCACCACCCCGCUGGACGUGGUGAAGACGCUGCUGCAGACUCGAGGCCUGGCCCAGAACGAGGAGAUCCGGUCGGCCAAGGGCCUGUUCAACGCCGCGUCCAUCAUCAAGCGCCAGUUCGGCUGGAAGGGAUUCCUGCGUGGCGCUCGCCCCCGCAUCAUUUCCACCAUGCCUAGCACCGCCAUUUGCUGGACCUCCUACGAGAUGGCCAAGGCCUACUUCAAGGGCCAGGUGGACAACUGAGCGACCACGGCCUUCGCUAACGGCCCAAUCGCAUGAAUCCGACUCCCUCCAGCUCAGCGACCCCUUUACCCUCUUCUGGUUGCGGCCAGACUUGUCUAAGGGCACAAGCAAAGACCCGUUUCCCAAGAAAACCCAACCCCAGCCACGCAUAGGAAGAAAUAACGACACCCUCAAAAGUUUUUCGAAAAAAAAAAGAUCGUCUUGUUGAACGAGAAGUCAAAUCAUCCUACCUACCUUACCUAACCGACUUACCCUUAGUAUCACAUGCGGAGCACCGAUCGAGC
This is a messenger RNA of Aspergillus heteromorphus CBS 117.55, 1255 nucleotides long. RefSeq names its product putative mitochondrial carrier protein (gene mrsA). Gene Ontology annotation, cellular component: mitochondrial membrane. The record is from RefSeq and is a predicted model, not a curated record. The coding region runs from base 48 to 971 and encodes 307 amino acids. The transcript has 8 exons. Gene Ontology annotation, molecular function: ferrous iron transmembrane transporter activity. NCBI's taxonomy places the organism in Eukaryota, Fungi, Ascomycota, Eurotiomycetes, Eurotiales, Aspergillaceae. Gene Ontology annotation, biological process: iron import into the mitochondrion.